Messenger RNA from Colletotrichum acutatum, 480 nucleotides. RefSeq lists its product as uncharacterized. The coding region runs from base 103 to 414 and encodes 103 amino acids. NCBI's taxonomy places the organism in Eukaryota, Fungi, Ascomycota, Sordariomycetes, Glomerellales, Glomerellaceae. The transcript has a single exon. The record is from RefSeq and is a predicted model, not a curated record.
CCUCGGAGAAUUGGGCUCUAGUUGCUAUCUUCCUUAAACUUUAGAUUCUUCUCUAUCAAGAUCACAAAACCCAGCAGCUAAGACUUCGUUUUCCUUCGCAAGAUGCGCUUCGCUCACCUCGUCAGGUUUGCUGCAGUGAUGUCGCUCACCUUGACUGCUACAGCAGGCAUCGCAGUCAGGAGCGCAAAUGCGACGGAAAUUCAAGUCUCUUCAACCGACAACUCCACUCAGGAUUUCGAAUCCCUCCGGGGUGGAGCCUCAGCCACCUGUCACUCAUUCACGAUUAACCCGCGCUACUUCACCUUGUUAUACGCAACCUGUCGUGACCACCUGGGCUUCUGGAAGAUGGGCCAUCUCGACUUGAACCUUUGCCUAGCAAAUUCUUGUGGCAACCUUGAGGGUCGCGUAAGGUAGGUCGCUAGUUAACAGCGAAUCCGUUCGCUAUAAAGACAGUGAAUUGUCUUUAGGCUAAUGACACCU